Molecule: messenger RNA, 162 nt
Organism: Histoplasma mississippiense
Lineage: Eukaryota; Fungi; Ascomycota; Eurotiomycetes; Onygenales; Ajellomycetaceae
Exons: 1
Coding region: 1-162 (53 amino acids)
Source: RefSeq, a predicted model, not a curated record
AUGAAACCCCCUCAGUUCACCAUCCCUCCUGAGUUCCAGGCAGAACUCAGAUAUGUCGAGCCUCUUGAUGCCCGUACAGAUGAGGAAAUCAUCUCGUCCCUCAACGUCUUUACUCCGGUGGAAUCGGAGAAAACAUUUGGGCAUACUGGCACUCAGGCAUAA